Malassezia japonica is the source of this 1329-nucleotide messenger RNA. RefSeq names its product Vacuolar protein sorting-associated protein 4 (gene VPS4). Gene Ontology annotation, biological process: endosomal transport; vacuole organization. The coding region runs from base 1 to 1329 and encodes 442 amino acids. Gene Ontology annotation, molecular function: ATP binding; ATP hydrolysis activity. NCBI's taxonomy places the organism in Eukaryota, Fungi, Basidiomycota, Malasseziomycetes, Malasseziales, Malasseziaceae. The transcript has 4 exons. The record is from RefSeq and is a predicted model, not a curated record.
AUGCGGGAACACUCCACUUUCGCCGCUCUGGGCCAGACCGACUUUUUGGACCGUGCGAUUGAUAUCGUGCAGCGCGCGAUCGACGAAGAUGUAAAACAUAACUACCAGGAGGCGUACGUGCAGUACCAAAACAGUCUCGACUACUUCAUGAUGGCGAUGAAGUACGAGAAGAAUGAAAAGCUCAAAGGACUCAUCCGAGCCAAGUUUGUCGAGUACCUGGAUCGUGCUGAGAAGCUCAAAGAGCACCUCGCCAAGGUGCAGAACGCCGAGACCGCGGCGCCGAGCAAAGGCGGGAGUGGCGCGACGAAGGCGGCCGACGAAGGCGAGGACGGCGUCGACGCCGAGACGAAGAAGCUCCGCUCGGGUCUGUCUAGUGUAAUUCUAUCGGAGCGCCCUAAUGUCAGCUGGGAUGACGUUGCGGGUCUUGCGACGGCAAAAGACGCGCUCAAAGAGGCCGUGAUCCUCCCCAUCAAGUUCCCCCAGCUCUUUACCGGCAAGCGCAAGCCGUGGAGCGGCAUCCUGCUAUAUGGCCCCCCCGGUACCGGCAAGUCGUACCUUGCCAAGGCGAUUGCGACGCAGUCCAACUCGACCUUUUUCUCCGUCUCGAGCUCCGACCUGGUCUCCAAGUGGAUGGGCGAGAGCGAGCGGCUGGUCAAGCAGCUCUUUGCAAUGGCACGCGAGGCGCGCCCAUCGAUCAUUUUCAUCGACGAGGUCGACUCGCUCUGCGGCACACGGUCCGAAGGCGAGAGCGAAGCGUCGCGGCGCAUCAAGACCGAGUUUCUGGUGCAGAUGAACGGCGUCGGAAAUGACGACCAGUCCGACGUGCUCGUUCUCGGCGCGACCAACAUUCCCUGGGCGCUCGACGUGGCGAUCAAGCGCCGCUUUGAAAAGCGUGUCUAUAUCCCCCUGCCCGACCUCGACGCGCGGCGGCGCAUGUUUGAGCUGAACAUUGGCGCGACGCCGUGCUCGCUCACGCCUAAAGACUACCGCAACCUCGCCGAGCAGACCGAGGGCUACUCUGGCUCGGACGUUGCCGUGCUCGUCCGCGAAGCGCUCAUGCAGCCCGUGCGCCGCGUGAUGAAUGCGACGCACUUUAAGCAGGUGCGCGUCGACAAGGACGGCGAGGAAAAGACGAUGUUUACGCCGUGCUCUCCCGGCGACGCCGACGCGCUCGAAAUGUCCUGGGCCGACGUCGGGUCCGACGAGCUCCUCGAGCCGCGCCUGGUCCUGAACGACUUCCUGAAAGCCAUCCACGCCGUGCGCCCGUCCGUGACGCAGGCCGACAUUGCGAAGCACAUCGAGUUUACGCAGGAGUCCGGUGUCGAAUAG